Messenger RNA from Lotus japonicus, 1619 nucleotides. RefSeq names its product transcription factor MYB52-like. Lineage: Eukaryota; Viridiplantae; Streptophyta; Magnoliopsida; Fabales; Fabaceae. The coding region runs from base 455 to 1348 and encodes 297 amino acids. Gene Ontology annotation, cellular component: nucleus. Gene Ontology annotation, biological process: regulation of DNA-templated transcription. The record is from RefSeq and is a predicted model, not a curated record. Gene Ontology annotation, molecular function: RNA polymerase II cis-regulatory region sequence-specific DNA binding; DNA-binding transcription factor activity, RNA polymerase II-specific. The transcript is spliced from 2 exons.
UCACAUUUUAGAUGGUCCAAAAAGCAUGAGUCCAACACAAUGAUGAAAGUCUUGGAAAAUGAAAACUUGUUUCUUCCCAUAUUUGUAUAAUGACUACACUUGUACAAUUGGUAAAGGCUACUACAAAAAUCCCAAUUGCAUGAAUGUGACCUCAGGUCAAUUGCUAUUUCUGACAGCAUGCAGCAGCUACCUGAUCACUCUAAACAUGCAUUAAUGAACUUCCUAAUCUUUACCCUUAGUAAACUGCAUGAUACAAAAAUGCUUCCAAACUUGAACAAUCACAAACUAAGCAUGCUUGCUGAAGUGAGACUUUACCCAAUACACAAGUAAUUAUAUUUAUACACCCAAACAGUAUAGAGGGACUUUUCAUCUAUCUAUAUAACCCUAUAAGAACAAAGAACGUUCUUUUCAUCUAUACUGUACCCCUCUCUACAUAUUGUUCAACAUCUAUAACAUGGUAAGGUCCAGAAGCAGCAGCAGUAACAAUGAGAGGAAACAAAGUUGCUACAGAGAUCACUGGAGACCCCUUGAAGAUGAGAAACUAAGGCAACUUGUGAAUCAACAUGGUGCACAGAACUGGAAUUUUAUUUCUGAACAUCUUGAAGGAAGAUCAGGGAAAAGCUGCAGAUUGAGGUGGUACAAUCAACUAAACCCAAACAUAAUUAAAUUUCCCUUCACUGAUGAGGAGGAAGAAAAGCUGCUAUCACUUAACAAGGUUAAGGGAAACCAAUGGGCUUCCAUAGCCAGAUACUUCCCUGGAAGAACUGACAAUGCAGUCAAGAAUUAUUUCCAUGGACUAAUGGCCAGAAGAAGGAAGAAAGAGAGAAGGACACUGUUUGGUGACAAAUUUGGCCACAUUUCAAGAAUCAAUUUCAACUCACAGAACUUCAAAAACACUGAAAUUUUUUAUGUGCCUUAUAACUCACAGGCACCAACAACUCCUUUGACUCUAACAAGUAGUUCUUCAACCAUCACAUCAAGCAAGGCUCACAAAGACUCAAGUGUUUCUUCAUGUGUUGGAGAGAAAGUUAAACCAUUUGAUUUGGAAAAAAUUUCAAAUGCUAGUCCUGCAUUUGUAGGUUCUUGGAUUCUUGGCACAUACAAAAGCUUCACUGCACCAAGCCUUCCUAGUAUUGGUAAGGUUGAUCCUCUUCCAAAAUUCUCAUACACUAAUUAUGGCAACAGAACUGAGGACUCCAUCACAUGCUGCAACUCUUGUAAGCAUCAUGAGCAAGAACAAACUGAACCUCUUAAUCUUAAUCUCAAGCAAAAGGGUGUUGUUUCCUUCAUAGACUUUCUUGGAGUGGGAAGCUCUUCAUCCCAUGAUGACAGCAUUAGGGGACCAUGACAUGCUUUACAGUUUACAUACACAUAGCAUAGUAUUAUUACAUAGCUGGUGCCAUUUUAGGAGAAAAUAACUACAACUGGGUCUUCUAGCUCAGAACUUACACUUCAGUUUUCUUUUGUUUUUAUUGUGCUGCCACCAUUGUAGUAAUGUCUUUACUUUUAGCUUUUCUUUGUUCGUGUUUCCUUGUUCGUGUAAUUAUCCCAUCAAUGCCUUUUGAGGCUUAUUGUAGUGUGUCUCCUAGAUCAAGUUCUUCUGUUUCCCAUAUUGUACA